This is a messenger RNA of Tinamus guttatus (white-throated tinamou), 1429 nucleotides long. It is a transcript of the gene NAPEPLD, whose product is annotated as N-acyl phosphatidylethanolamine phospholipase D. NCBI's taxonomy places the organism in Eukaryota, Metazoa, Chordata, Aves, Tinamiformes, Tinamidae. Gene Ontology annotation, molecular function: N-acylphosphatidylethanolamine-specific phospholipase D activity; zinc ion binding. The record is from RefSeq and is a predicted model, not a curated record. Gene Ontology annotation, biological process: N-acylphosphatidylethanolamine metabolic process; N-acylethanolamine metabolic process. Gene Ontology annotation, cellular component: cytoplasm; membrane-bounded organelle.
AUGAAUGCAGCUGAAGAGCAGCCUGGGUGCAACCAGUACCCCAAAGAGGCCGUGAGGAAGCGUCAGAAUUCGGGCCGGGGUUCCAGGGGCAGCGAUUCCUCCCGGACCUCCAGGAAGAGCUUCAGGCUGGACUACAGAUUAGAAGAAGAUGUAACUAAAUCAAAGAGAGGCAAAGAUGGAAAAUUUGUCAACCCGUGGCCAACGUGGAAAUCGCCAACCUUGCCAAAUAUUUUGAAGUGGUCCCUCACGGAAAAAAAUAACAGCAAUGUGCCGGGCUCAAAACAGGAACUCGAUAAAGAGCUUCCAGUGUUAAAACCUUACUUCGUUCAGAAGCCAGAGCUGGCUGGGAAGACGGGGACGGGGAUGCGCGUGACGUGGCUGGGCCAUGCCUCGCUCAUGGUGGAGAUGGAUGAACUCAUCUUCCUCACCGACCCCAUCUUCAGCCAGCGGGCGUCCCCCACGCAGCUGGUGGGCCCCAAGCGCUUCCGCGGGCCCCCGUGCACGGUGGAGCAGCUGCCCAAAAUCGAUGCCGUCGUCAUCAGCCACACGCACUACGACCACCUGGACCACGGCAGCGUGGUGAGCUUGAACGCGCGCUUCGGCAGCGAGCUGCGCUGGUUCGUGCCCCUGGGGCUGCUGGGCUGGAUGCAGCGCUGCGGCUGCGAGAACGUCAUCGAGCUGGACUGGUGGGAGGAGAACUGCGUCCCCGGGCGCGAUGCCGUCACUUUUGUCUUCACCCCCUCGCAGCACUGGUGCAAACGGACUGCAACGGAUGACAACAAGGUGCUUUGGGGCAGCUGGUCUGUCCUGGGACCGUGGAAUAGGUUUUUCUUCUCAGGAGAUACUGGCUACUGUGUUGCUUUUGAACAGAUAGGGAAAAGGUUUGGACCUUUUGAUCUUGCAGCCAUCCCCAUUGGAGCCUAUGAGCCAAGGUGGUUUAUGAAAUAUCAACACGUGGAUCCUGAAGAAGCGGUGAGAAUCCAUAUUGAUGUUCAAGCAAAGAAGUCUGUAGCAAUUCACUGGGGAACUUUUGCUUUAGCAAAUGAGUAUUACUUGGAUCCUCCAGUUAAACUGAAUGAAGCUCUAGAAAGAUAUGGCUUGAAAAAAGAAGACUUCUUUGUCUUAAACCACGGAGAAUCACGAGACUUAAGUACAAAUGAUGACGGGUUUGAAUAAUGAAACACUAGCAAUUCCUUAUAAGCUUCCUUUGAUUUGAACUAGGAACUGAUACCACAAAUGUUAAUUUAAUGUACUUACAAUGUAGAUUUUUGAAUGGAUUGGAUUUUUAGAUUCUAGGUUUGUUGGUUUCAUAAUUAAAACUUGCAUAGCGAUUUCAUGAUAAAUUUUCCUACUUAAAUUGUUUAUAAAUUACGAGCUGAUCUAAACACUGGUUAAUGCAUAAGGUAUUGUCUAGGAAUAACUCUUUCAA